ACGCAAGCUUAGUCCUUCCUUUCUCCCCGUUCCCCACUUCCACUUCUACUCAUUUCAUUGCUUUUUCCCCCAUUUCAUAUAUUUGAUUUUCAGAUUAUUAGGUCAGGGUUUUUUUGGGGUUAAAAUAUUUGCAUCCAUCACCACCGGCAUGAUCGAGAUUGGCUUCUGCGAUUUUGAUUAUUAGGAAUCGUUAAAUCAGGGGAGGGUUGAGAGGUAGGGGCAUGGAGAACGGUCACGAUGCGAAAUUAGCUGAGAAGCUAUCGGGGUUGGCCUUCAACGACAACAACAACAAAAACAAAAACGACGAUGAUAGCUUGUUCCAGGCCAUGAAAGCUGUUGAGGCCGCCGAAACCACCAUUAAUCAACAGGCGGAAGAGAACAGUCGAUUGAGGUCUGAACUCCAGAAGAAGCUAGAGCAGCUCGAAAAAUUUAAAGGGGAAAGUGUUAGCAAUCAAAAUGCUUCUGCAGAGGAAGCUACUGAUACCAUCUUAAAUGGUACUUUGAAUGCAUUUUCUGCUGCUGCUGCUGUUGAUAAUAAUAAUAACAGGGCUCCAGCUCUUUCUGGACUCUCCUCGCCCUUCACGGUUACCUCUUUUUCGCAAACCAGGCAUCAGUUAGAAGGAGAAGACAAUUCUCGAUUGCCACAGGGUCUCAUGCCAAUGGCUCAACUAAAUAAUUCCAAUUCCAUUUGGAAACAGGAUGCUUCUAUCAAAGUUUGGGAACAUGAAGAAGAGAUUUUGCUGUUGCGUAAACAGCUUGCUGAAUUUUCUGUCAAGGAAGCACAAAUUCGCAAUGAAAAAUAUGUUCUUGAAAAGCGCAUUGCCUAUAUGCAUCUGGCCUUUGAUCAACAACAACAAGACCUUGUUGAUGCUGCCUCGAAAGCUCUCUCUUAUAGGCAAGACAUAAUUGAGGAAAAUAUUCAUCUAACAUAUCAAUUACAGGUUGGAAUGUUCCUGGAUUAUGUUUGGGCUGCGCAGCAAGAAAGAACAACUUUCGUGUCAUCUUUGCUUCCUCUAUUGACAGAGUAUUCCCUUCAGCCACCAGUUCUUGAUGCUCAAUCCAUUGUAAGCAACAUCAAGGUUCUAUUUAAACAUCUGCAGGAGAAGCUUCUUAUCACUGAGUCAAAGCUAAAAGAAUCACAGUAUCAAUUGGCACCUUGGCGGUCGGAUGUCAAUCAUUCCAAUUUUGCUCCCAAAUCUCCAUCUCAUUCCCUUGGUGCAACACCGACAGCUUCUAGCAAUAAUGGUCUUGAAUUGGUGCCCCGGCCGGUUUAUUCCCAAGGAAAGACACAGAUAAUCUCUGAUGCUCAAACAGACUCAAAUUGGGAUCUACCUGGUCAGCACCAAGGUGGCUUGGGUGGUGGCAUUGCUUCAAAAAAUUUGGAACCUGAUGAUUUGGGGAGGUAUUCACCCAUAGCAAGCAGGACUCCUACUGCUAUUGAGGUACGAACACAGCUGGAAGGAACUCAGGGUGACAUGAAUACCAUGCGAUAUGGUGAAGAGACUAUUAAUAGACAAGUUAAAUUUCGUGACCCUGUCAGCAAUAGUGAGAUGGAUUAUCCUGAUAUUGAGGGACCCCAAAUUGAAAGGGAACCUCCCUCCAAUUGGGGUUUAGGAAACUCGCCUUAUACUGCACAUGAUGACCCCAGUUCCUCUUAUCCUGCUUUUCUGCCAUCAGUUCUUGAAGAGCCUUCAUCUUCUUUUUCUGAGGCUGCAGAAGAUGAUCCACUUCCAGCUAUAGAAGGUCUCCAAAUUUCAGGGGAAGCUUAUCCAGGAAGGGAACUUCAGGCAUCUGGAUAUUCUAUUAAUGGAACAACUAGUUGUAAUUUCGAGUGGGUGCGCCAUAUGGAAGAUGGAUCUGUUAAUUACAUUGAAGGGGCAAAGCAACCAAAUUAUCUUGUUAAUGCUGAUGAUGUUGAUACAUACCUUGCUAUUGAAGUUCAACCUUUAGAUAACAGGAAACGCAAGGGAGAGCUGAUGAAGGUCUUUGCCAAUGAUCACAAGAAGAUCACAUGUGAUCUGGAGAUGCAAGCCCACAUAGAGAAGACUCUUCAUAGGGGUCAAGCUUCAUAUAAAGUUUCGUUUACGACAGGAUAUCUUGAUAUAUGGGAACCGGCUACGUUGACUAUUAAAAGAGAUGGUUAUAGUAUCAAGUGUAGUGGACCCAAUGGCCCUGUGGUCACCGAGAAGUUUUACCCAAGCACUCAGAUUAAAAUUACUUUUGAAGAGCCUAUGGAGUUUAUGAUUAUUGGAUCGAAUGGUGUCCAGCGUAUUUUACGAGCGGACAGCAGUUCACAAGAUAUUAGCUGCUCAAGAGAUACAAUUGUGCUCACCUUGAGAUUAUUUAUCAUACGGGCUGGUGAGAGAAGAAAAGGGAAGAAGAUACGUUUAUUCUUUAACAAAUAAGGUAUACAUGGUUCGUUCACUGUGCAGCUGAGUUAGAGACCUUGCUAUCGAGAUCGUGUAGAAUUUAUGUAUAUAUUUGAGAAAUGCCCCUCUUGCUCAACUUGUUGGGUAGUUAGCUUUGGUGGUCUAAUAUUCUUUACGGGCAGCAACGUUUGAGUUGUAAUUGCAUUUUGUAUCGAAAAUUUCGGUCCCCGUUGCUGUCUUAUCUUCAGACGGUGACGGGGAUUCUGUUUGUAAUACUUUCUGACCCCGUUAGGGGUCCAUUGUAUUUACA
Hibiscus syriacus is the source of this 2679-nucleotide messenger RNA. RefSeq lists its product as uncharacterized. The record is from RefSeq and is a predicted model, not a curated record. NCBI's taxonomy places the organism in Eukaryota, Viridiplantae, Streptophyta, Magnoliopsida, Malvales, Malvaceae. Bases 222 to 2405 code for a protein of 727 amino acids. The transcript is spliced from 22 exons. Gene Ontology annotation, cellular component: plasma membrane.